Molecule: messenger RNA, 768 nt
Organism: Trichoderma virens Gv29-8
Lineage: Eukaryota; Fungi; Ascomycota; Sordariomycetes; Hypocreales; Hypocreaceae
Exons: 2
Coding region: 1-768 (255 amino acids)
Biological process (GO): vesicle fusion; Golgi to vacuole transport; intracellular protein transport
Cellular component (GO): SNARE complex; endomembrane system; membrane
Molecular function (GO): SNARE binding; SNAP receptor activity
Source: RefSeq, a predicted model, not a curated record
AUGGCCUACGACCGACUCUCCAGCCUCGAGGCCGGCCAGACCGGCGGCGGCUACAGCGACGACCCUGCGUUCCAAGACCUGCAGUACGAGUUGAAGAACAAACUGCAGUCCCUGCUAAGCAAUAACCGCAAGCUUGCCAACGAUGUCAACGUUUUGGGGACCAAGAAAGAUACCCCUCGCUUGCGGGAGCGGGUUCACAAUACAAUGGAGAAGUCCCGGGAGAUUUGCAAGGACAUUGGCGAUGGCGUGAAGAAGUUGCAGACAUGGGAGGACCUUACCGUCUCGAGCGAUUUUCAGACUGCCCUCCAAGAGUUCCAGGGUUUGCAGAGGAAGGCCUUGGAAAAAGAGCGCGCGUCCAUCACUGCAGCCCGCGAGGCGCAGGCAUCAGAAAUUGCGGGCGCUGGGGGAGAGGAGCAGCUACAACUUCAACAGCAGCAGCAGCUGUCGCAACUAGCCCCACAGGACGAGGUGGAUUUCCAAGAAGCCUUAAUCAUCGAACGAGAAGAGGAAAUUCGAAACAUCGAGCAGGGUGUCGGCGACUUGAACGUGCUAUUCAAGCAGGUGGCGCAGAUUGUUACCGAGCAGGGCCAGCAACUCAUCACAAUCUCCGAUACCGUUGAGAAUAUCCACGAAAGCACUCGCGGCGCCGAUGUAGAGACUCGUCAAGCAGCUCGAUACCAAAAGGCGGCUCGCAACAAGGGCUGUUGCUUGCUGCUCAUCUUGGCCAUCAUUUUAACCAUUGUUCUUUUGGCGAUUUUUGUUGGCUGA